UGUAAAGCCAAAGCUCUCUUAACCGUGAUUUCAUUUCCAGCAGGUUUAAGAGCCUUUCAGUUGCAUUUCAUCUUUUACUGUGAGCUGCGCCAUUGAUGGGGUUCAUAAAAAGAGGGAGGCACGACCAAGGUAUUUUUCUUGGCUGGAGCGGGAUUUCAGCAGGCAGAGAACGUGGCAGCCCGACAACUCCCAAAAGAAGAUAGGGUCUGAAGGACAACACAGGGAGUACAGUCCACGGCAACCAUGCGAGUUGGAGGAUACCCACGGAGCAACGUCAUCGUGCUCACACUGACUGCACUGGUCCUGAUGGAGGUCUGCGGGGUCCAGGGCUGUUGGGUUGGCUCAGGGUCAGAGUGUGAGAAAGCCCCUUUUGUCCCGGGCCACAACCUGGCAGGAGAAGGUUUCGAUGUAGUGCGGAUGCGUCGCACGGGGGCAUACGUCAUCAAUGUCAAAGCACAUCUGGCCGACAACCACACCUGUACACUGUGUCCAAACCGCUUUCAAGCAGGACAGAUUCAAAAGCUCCCAGCUGCAGUGCUGGACUGGCGACCUUUCAGCCGCUGCAGUAAGCAGCUUUCUAGUGCCCUCUACCACUCGGUGGACUCCCUGCUGCGGAGUUCCAGCUCCAUGGUCAACAAUAACUGGGGCUUGGGCUUGAGUUUAGAAAAUGUCGGCAAGGCAGUGCUGGGAGGAAGCCGCUCAGACUUGGCAAAGUUUGCCCGUUCGCAGCACAGCGUGGACAAGGCCACUUUUGCCAUGCAUGAAAUCAGUUGCACCUACUACAGCUACAGACUGGCCGACCAUCCCCAGCUGAGUGCAGAGUUCACAAAGCAUCUGAAGAGACUCCCACAGAGCCUGAAUACCAGCCAGAACAGAGCCUUCUACAGGCGGCUGAUAGACACCUACGGGACGCACUACAUACACCAGGUCCAGCUUGGUGGUAAGGUGAGGCGAAUCACCGCCUUCAGGACCUGCCUGGCCACACUGAAGGGUUUCUCUGAGUCGGACAUCAAAAACUGCUUGAACUUUGAACUCCGAAUGACCCUGGGUUUCCUCCCUGGCAAUGCCUCCUUGUCCAACAAGUGCGAUAACCUCCUGAAGGGCAACAUGAGCAUGGGCUUCUACCAAGGCUUCAUGACCCAUAAGAUCGAGGUGAUCGGCGGGGAGAGGUAUUUCCCUGACAUCCUCUACCAGGAAGACCCAUCUGAAGCAUACCAGAGCUGGAUGGGCAGCCUUCACGACAACCCUGAUGUGGUUUCCUAUGCCAUCUUCCCUCUGCACCACCUGGUAGAGGACUCCCAAAUCAGUGUGAAUCUGAAAAGCACCGUCACAGAGUAUAUUAAAGAUAACCAGCUGCAGGAGGACCAGGCUCAUUUCAAGAACUGCUCCCCGACUCCCAACCUGGACCACAACUGCUGUCCUCUGCGGGCCGGCAGGGGAACUCUCAGACUGGAGAUCCACAGGGCGGCAGGUCUGAGGGCAGACACCUUCACCAAAACAGACGCCUACGUGAAGAUCUUCUACAACGGCGUGUACGAGGAGACCAAGACGGUGAUGGACAACAACGACCCGGCGUGGAACGUGACCUACGACUUUGGAUCGGUAGAACUGGGUCAGUCGUUGAGGUUUGAGGUCUGGGAUCGAGACGUGUUCUACAAUGACGUCGCGGGUAUAUGCGUCGUCUUCCCCGAGCGAGGAACUCACGCUCUGAGCUGUCAGCUGAGCAAAGGAGUGCUCUACUUCACCUACACCAUCAGGUGUGACGCUCACCUGACAGGAUACAGGUGUGGGCGGUACUCCCCCAAUGCCGAGUAGAUUAUUGGAUUACAACGCGUUUAUGCAGAUUUCAGCAUCAGGUGUCACAUAUAAGAGCCAAGAGCCAGUCAAUUUGUCAACAUUUUGGAUGGUAAACAAACUCUCCCUUUUCUCACAUACUUGUGUAAUUGUUGGGCAGUUGUCUUUUUAUAUGAAAUACUUUUAAUUUGUCAGUAUUGACGAACCAAAGUUUAAGUCUUAGUGAAUCUGCUGUACGUAACAAAAUAAAGUUAUUCUAAUGGAAGACAUUUAGGCUACUGUUGUCUCGAGUCAGAUUCAACCGAGUUUAUAGAUAAUGUAUCGAAAACCACAAGGGAAACAAAACUCACUCUUUUAUUUGAAGUGGCUGAUGUCUAUAUAUAUAUAUAUAUGUGUGUGUGUGUGUCAUGUACAGUAACAAAAGCAAAACACUGAAAAUAAUGAUCUUAGCAGACUGCCAAUCAAAAAUAAAACUCAAAAAGGG
This is a messenger RNA of Pseudoliparis swirei, 2278 nucleotides long. It is a transcript of the gene prf1.5, whose product is annotated as perforin 1.5. Gene Ontology annotation, biological process: immune response. Lineage: Eukaryota; Metazoa; Chordata; Actinopteri; Perciformes; Liparidae. Bases 244 to 1815 code for a protein of 523 amino acids. The record is from RefSeq and is a predicted model, not a curated record. Gene Ontology annotation, cellular component: membrane attack complex. The transcript is spliced from 5 exons.